AUGUCGGACAAUAUUUUGUGUAUUUGUUUCCUGCAGAAGAUGUUUCGCCGGUUCCGCCGGUGGCUGGCCUGCUGUUCCUCUGGGGAGGGGAGCGAGGCAGACGACCCGCCGGAGGAGAAGACCGCCCCUGGCCACCCACUGGACAGCACGGAGGAGCCAGCAUUAGCAGCAACAGCGGCGUCACCAGCUGUGUCGCCAACUGCAACACUUCAGGUUUCGCCAGCCACGUUGCCGGACACAGGAGGAGAGCCAGCAGAAGCCACAAGAGAAGUGGCGCCUCCACCUGCGUCACCAUCCACAGUACGAGUAGGACGACCAGCUGCACCACAAGUGGUUGCACCAGCCACGUCACCAGCCACACCAGCAGUGGCCACGAAAGCCACAACACAACUGGCGUCGCCAGCCCUUAUGCCACCCACAACACAACUUGAACCAUCAGCUGCAACACACGUAGCAUCCCCAGCCACGUCCCCAUCUACAACACAUGUCUCAUCAGGCAUCACACAAGUGGCGUCGGCACCUACAAUCGAAGUGACAUCGCCACCCACAACAAGAGCAGUUCUUCGAGCCUCAUCGCCAGGCAAAACAGAAGUUACAUCACCAGCAGCCCAUCUAACCACAAAACGUGUAGCCUCAUUACCUUUACGGCAGUUGGUGUCCAAAGCAUCGUCGUCAGCCUCCACACUAAUAGCAUCCGCCAUCCCCAUUGCCUGCAACAACAGGCACCUUAUCACCAGUCCUCUUGCCAGAUACAACAAACAUCAAGUUACCAGCCCUGUUGCCAGAUACAACACUCAUCAAGUUACCACUCCUGUUGCCAGAUACAAAACCCAUCAAGCCACCAAUCCUGUUGCCCGAUACAGCACAUGCUGUGUCACCAGUCCUGCUGCCGGAUACAACACUCAUCAAGCCACCAAUCCUGUUGCCAGAUACAGCACACGCUGUGUCACCAGUCCUGCUGCCAGUUACAACAACCAUCAAGCCACCAAUCCUGUUGCUGGAUACAGUACAAGCUCUGUCACCAGUCCUGCUGCCGGAUACAACACCCAUCAAGUCACCAAUCCUGUUGCCGGAUACAGCAAACACUGUGUCACCAGUCCUGCUGCCGGAUACAACAUGCGUUCUGUCACCAGCCCUGCUGUGGGAUACAACACGCGUCCUGCCACCAAUCCUGUUGCUACCUACACCAUGAUUCGUGUCGCAAGAUUCUGA
Molecule: messenger RNA, 1212 nt
Organism: Schistocerca gregaria
Lineage: Eukaryota; Metazoa; Arthropoda; Insecta; Orthoptera; Acrididae
Product: mucin-5AC-like
Exons: 2
Coding region: 1-1212 (403 amino acids)
Source: RefSeq, a predicted model, not a curated record